UGGGUAUUCUUUGCAUUUUUACUAGUGAGUAGUGAAAAUGCAUCAGGAUUGAACGAAAAACCGCGAAAUUUAAACUUAUACAAAAGAAUAUAAGAACAGAUCUGUACACCCUAAAACAUGGAAUUCGUGACAGACAACAAUGAAAGGGGUAUGAAACACCAACACCCGUGGUAUAUCGACUGUCGUUUUCCGUCCACGGAGGAAAAGGCAAGUUACAUUUAAGGCAACAAUCAGUUCAACUGUGUAUGGGUGGGGCAGUACAGCUUGGUAAAGCAGAAGACUGAUGAGAUAUUAUAGCAGUGAAUACACACCCUGGGUUGAUUUCAAUACACAGAUAAUUUCUGGCAGAAAUGACUUGACAUUCCCAGCAAAUAAGGAGCAAUGAGCAAGCGUGCUCCUGAUGGUAGGUUCCAACUAAAUUCAAUUAGGUGCCAUAUUUCUAAGCAGAACUGUGGGUGAAAAUAAUGUCACGUAACAGACAGCAUCAACAGCUCUAUUAUUGCAAUUAUUAUUAGGUAGUGAAUGUAGGGCCAUGCGUUGUGCAUGUCUAUAUACUGUCAAGUGGUUAUUCUGGGUAUAAACUGUUAAGCACUUAUUGUUUAUAUAUAUAUUCUGUUCAUAAAAUACAUAUAUUUAUAUAAAUGAAUGCAUAUAUGUAUAUAAAUAUUGGUAAAAAUAUUAUCAUUAGGAUUUGUUUAUAUUUUCCUGCACUACUACUGAAUAACCAUGUCAAACAUUUUCAAUCUCUUGCUUGUAAUUUUACAAGCUUUCAGCGCAUCUGCUUCUAAUCAACUGUUGACAAACAGGGGGAGUUUUAAAGUUUCUUCAGUUUCUACAAAACCGAAUGCUAUAGCAGAGGUGAUUUACAACUUCUGCUUGCCUGCAGUUCCUGAUUUCGUUCACGCGACAGCAAGACCGAGCAACCCAUCUUUGCCCCACAGGUUUAAUCUGAAUAUCCUUGUUAUUAAGAAACUCAGUUUUGCUGUCAGAUUAGAACGAGUUGAUCAACCUAUAGGCUGGGAUACGAUGGUUACUGUGGAUUGGUUCAUGUAUAUAGGUGUUGCUGUAGUACAUAAUGGCUUAGUUUUCUGGCUGCCGCAACAUGUUGGUGUUAUAACACAGAACCGAGAAGAAGCGGCAACUUACUGCACAGAACGUGGUGAUAAACUGCCGGAUAUUGCAGAUAGAGAAACGUACGAGUUGAUUUAUAGUUAUGUACGGAAAAACUUUGUAUACCAAGAUUCUGGUGGUUGGUACAUUAAUAUCUGGCUGGCCUCUGAUUACAACCCCAAAACUGGAGAAGUUACACAGAGCAACGGGGAACCUGGUUACAAUGGGAAUUGGACAAUUGGUUUGCCUUCCUCUCACCAUAAUGAUACUGAAUUAGCUGUUACAAUUCGCCAUCAUAAUCCUAAAAACGAUACAGGAAUGCAUAACGUCAGACGCAAACCAAUCAAAACAACUGUCGUCUGCUCCAUAAGCCUUGUGUUGAAUCCAUGACUUUAGUCUUGCUUUUAAUAUUCUUGCUAUAUUUGACAUUUUUUGAUCAAAAGUAUAUUUUGGUUAUAGUUAUGGAAUUCAUUCUUAAACAUAUUUUCCUUUUUAGUAAGCACAUAAGUUUAUAUUUUGAACAUGGGAGUAAGACUAUUAUAAGAGCUAUAUUUUGGACAUGUUAUACUAAUACCAAUAGUGUUGAAAUUCUGUAUUAUAAGUUUCAGGAUGUAUUAUAAUGAAAAUUAAGCUGAUUAGUUAUCGCUCAGCAUUAAAAAUAUAUAACAAACUAUAUCAUUAUACAGGGUGUCCAAGAAAUUGUCACUAUAUGGAUUUUUUUAAAAAUACAUUUAAAUAUUAUUUCCAUUAAUUAUAAUCAGAGUCUGUAUAUAAACAGGAGUUAUAUAAGGUUUAUAUACGGACUCUGGUCAUAAUCGUAACAUACGGUCGAAUUGUUCACAAUCUGCAUCAACAUGUGUUGUAUAUAAACAAAUGUAACACAUAAAAAACAUGUUAAAACAUAUAUGUAAACUAGUAAGGCAUCAGUUAUAAUUAGGAUAUGAAUAAAAAUAACAAUUAUAAUUGCAGUAUUGUUUUUUUUCAUCAAAUAUUAAUUCACAAUAAAGAUACAAUUGGAAUCCG
Messenger RNA from Ciona intestinalis (vase tunicate), 2133 nucleotides. The record is from RefSeq and is a predicted model, not a curated record. Lineage: Eukaryota; Metazoa; Chordata; Ascidiacea; Phlebobranchia; Cionidae.